Epinephelus moara (kelp grouper) is the source of this 6903-nucleotide messenger RNA. RefSeq names its product mucolipin TRP cation channel 1b (gene mcoln1b). Lineage: Eukaryota; Metazoa; Chordata; Actinopteri; Perciformes; Serranidae. The transcript has 13 exons. The record is from RefSeq and is a predicted model, not a curated record. Gene Ontology annotation, cellular component: lysosomal membrane; plasma membrane. Bases 1033 to 2544 code for a protein of 503 amino acids. Gene Ontology annotation, molecular function: NAADP-sensitive calcium-release channel activity.
UGUCUCUGUCUCUGCUUCAUGGCGCCGGUUCAUCUGUGUCUCUGUUCAUGGAUGAGCCAGAUAUAAUUAGUGCUGCAAACUGCUUAUAUUAAAUCAUGUCUGUUUGUUUUUUAUAGUGGCGUCGAUCACAGUAUGGUGUGUUUAAUAUAGAUAUAUUAUUAUGAUGCAGCCCAGUUUAUUUAUUGAGCUGGUCCCAGUUAGAGCAACUUCCUCAAGCUCAGGCCAGUUAAACAAUAAAUGACUUACAGAAACAAUUAAAGGGACAAACCACCGAUUUUACACAUUUGUUUGCAGGGCCGGUCCUAGACAUUUGGGGGCCUUCAGUAGGAUUUGGUUUGCCCCCCCCCCCCCAAUUAAUUUGCACGAGUGAUUUACAUGUAAAGUUAAUGUAGACUCGAUUAGAUACAAAUUCCCACCGGGCGGUGCAAUGGACAUGAUGGACGCCACUGGAAUGACGUAAAACUACACUGUACGAUUGUUAAAAUCUUGUUGUUAAUACCAGCUCACACUGUACGAGUGAAUCGUCUGCGAUGUGCGGCCAAAGCUCACGAUUUAUGUGCUCACACUGUACGUUCCGAUCAUCAAGCACGAUCAGAGAGCUCACACUGUACGGGUGAAAACGGCUCGUCGGCCCCUGCUGACUGUCCUGCCCGUUGACAGCUGUCAAUAAAGAUACAUUUGAAAGCUCCGAUUUGUUCCGGAAGUGCCGUUGUUGUCAACGAAGCAGGACAAGCGGUUUGCUUUGAUGAUUUGCGCUAUACUGUGUGCCGAAACGUCCAAAAAGAAGAGGCAUCAGCGCAUAUGGACUCGCAGAUGGCUUGAGAGACGUGGACAGUAUGGUUUGUCCAUUUUACAACGAGAGUUGGAGAGAAGGACAGGCUCCUCUCCUCCGUGGCCGGCUAUGGGUCCCAGGACCAUCUUGUGGGAGGAAACCCUCGUCCCACUACUCUGGUGGGCUCUGAGCCCCCUCAGAAGCAGGAGGAAGAGGAGGAAGAGGAGGAGGCCCUGAGGAGGAAGCUCAAGUACUUCUUCAUGAGCCCUUGUGACAAGUAUCACGCCAAGGGACGCAAGCCUUUCAAACUGGGUCUGCAGCUGCUCAAAAUCAUCAUCGUGACCGUGCAGCUGGUGCUGUUCGGACUGAGCAACCAGAUGGUGGUGACGUUUAAAGAGGACAACACAGCUGCAUUCAAGCACCUUUUCCUGAAGGGAUACAAGGACGGUGCUCCUCAGGCCGUCCAUACGCAGGAGGAGCUGUACAGCCGCAUCCACUUCGCCAUAGAGCAGUACAUGGCUUUACCUCAGAUCUCACUGGGGCGGUAUGCAUACGCGUUGGGCGUCGGUUAUAACGGAAGUGCGCUCUCACUCUGCCAGAGGUACUACAGGAGGGGCACCAUUGAUCCCGUCAACGACACCUUUGACAUCGAUCCCACUGUCGUCACCGAGUGCAUUGGACUGAACCCGCUGACCGACAGUUCAGCUCCAGGAAACAGUGACUACAAGAAUUUCACUCUUAAGUUCUACAAGCUGAUCAAUGUAACCAUUGACUUCCAGCUGAAGGCCAUCAACAUUCAGACCAUCAUAAACAAUGAGAUCCCCGACUGCUACACCUUCGCCAUCACGAUCAUCAUGGAUAACAAGGCGCACAGCGGCAAAGUCAAGAUCAGUCUGCAGAACCAGGCCACAAUAAAGGAGUGUAAAGACCCCAAUGUUUCGGGACACGCGGAGAGCUACGCUCGGGAGUUCUUAGAUGUGCUGGUGGCGUUCGUUUGCCUGCUGUCCCUGCUGCUGUGUGGCCGCUCCAUCCUCAGAGGCAUCCUCCUGCAACACGAGUAUGUGCAGCUUUUCAAACACAGACUUGGCCGCAGCGUGAGCUGGGGAGACAGGAUGGAGUUCAUCAACGGCUGGUACAUCCUGCUCAUCAUCAGCGACAUGUUCACCAUCAUCGGCAGCUUCAUCAAAAUUGGGAUCGAGUCCAAGACUUUGUCAUCGUAUGACAUGUGUGGGAUCCUGCUGGGAACCUCCACUCUGCUGGUGUGGGUAGGAGUCAUCCGUUACCUCAGCUUCUUCCAGAAAUACAACAUCUUGAUUGUGACUCUCAGAGCUGCUUUUCCAAACGUUAUCCGCUUCUGCUGCUGUGCAGCUGCCAUUUAUAUGGGAUACUGCUUCUGUGGAUGGAUCGUGCUGGGGCCCUAUCAUACCAAGUUUCGCUCCCUGGCCAUGGUGUCAGAGUGCCUGUUUUCUCUCAUCAACGGAGACGACAUGUUUGUGACGUUCGCUGAGAUGGAGCAGAGCGGCACGCUGGUGUGGAUCUUCAGCCAGGUCUACCUGUACACCUUCAUCUCCCUCUUCAUCUACAUGGUGCUGUCCCUCUUCAUCGCACUCAUCACCGGAGCCUAUGACACCAUCAUGGCCCAAACACAGGAGCAGGUACGAGUCAGCGACCUGCACACGUUCAUUGCAGAGUGCACGGACACACCCAGCUCCGGCAAGUUCCGCGGGCCUGAGGGGUCAUCGUGCUCCUUCCUCUGCUGCUUUGACUGUUGAGGAGGAGGAGGAGGAGGAGGAGGAGGAGGAGGAGGAGGAGGAGGAGGAAGCACAGAGGGAGUACAGAGGGAGUAAGCAGUGUACGGGUGUGUGUGUUUUUUCCCUCUCUUUAAAGCACUGUAUUUCCACUCUGGUGACAGCUGUCUGAAAUUGCGCUCCUUCCUCCAAACUCCCUGCGGGGACGAUAAACGCCUCGCGAGUGCACAGACUGACCUUGGGCCGCGCUGUCCGUCUUUGAAUUUUGCAUUUAGAUUUGUACUGGAACGAUUGAACGCUCUGCACAGUCACAAGCCCAAUUACCUGCUUCAGCUUUUGUACUGUAUGAAUAAUUUAUCGUCUCUCUGAAAUGUCAGUUUGUUACGGGCUGUGACGACUGGACGCAUAAUGCCAGUAAACAUAUUCAUUGCUGUAGACUGGACACAGGGUCCGCUAAGUAAAAUGGAUGCACAUUUUCACUUGAAUGAUCCACUGAACACACACAGGGUUUUAUUAUCAUUUUAGUAUCCACGUGGCUGCCUUGGUGACGGGAUGUUUGGCCUCUUGAUUAUGUAAAUAUGUGUAUAUCCUCUGAUAUUUUAUAGCACAUGAACAAUAGGCACAAGAGACGGCUAAGCAGGCUGAAAAAAGGGAUCAUUAACCGCCACGUGUGCGCUUUAGCUUCUGCAACGUUUUCAGUCGAGGCUCUGCUCCUCAUUUCAUUCUUUGCUUUGUUCAUGUCCUCCUCCGGCUGCACGAGGAAGGACGAGCCCUGCAGCCAACCAGUUAGUCAUCAAUAUGUAUGAACUGUUUGAGCCAGGUGACUAAUGCACCGAGAGACUCAGCCUCUUUACAGUUUGGUUUAAAGUGCUCCAUGCAGGGCUGUAUAAUUAUAUUCCUGUAGAAAAUCAGGACUCAAACAGCAGAGAGCGGUGAGGAAGGAAACAGUGGAGGGCAAAAAAAGGCUUUAAGCCUCUAAACCUUUAUGUUAUGCGGAUUAUUAGUCGUAGUCUGAGUCGUUACAUAAAACCUAAAAACACCUUCUGAUACUCUGCUUGGACGAUCUAGGCAGGGAAAACACAUGUACAAAAAAAAAGUUCUUGAUUCUUCUCCAGUUGUCCGUUUUCAAAUUGCAGCCCAACCACUCUUUUUCUUUUGCUCAGUAGCAGCAGGAUAGUUUUUAUAUCAGUUGCUGGUUUGCCACAGUUUGUUUUAGUAGUGUUUUUCAUACUCACUUAAGUUUUUUGAAUGAAUUCUUUUUGCCUCUGCCAUUGUUAGGUCUCAAGAUUCACACCAGCAGUGGUGUUUUUUAGUUCAGUCCGGGUUUUUAUGUUCACCACGAGACAGCAUGUGCUCGUACUUGAGAUACUAAGGCUUAACCCAGGUGUUCUCACGCUGGGACUCCAUUGUCACAGACGAACUAAGACAAAUUUAAGCCACAUUCUAGUUGAACUAGUCCACAUUAAGGCCUAACCAGCCCUGAGACUUUUUAUGCACUGAAUGGAUUAAUUUCUCUCAAAUUUUGGUAACAAAAUUGUUAAAAUCCAUGUUAGUGAGCACUUCUCCUUUUUUCCAAGAUAACCCAUCCACCUCACAGGUGUGGCAUAUCAACAUACUGAUUAAACAGCAUCGUUACUACACAGGUGUGCCUCAGGAUGGUCACAGGAAAUGCUCACAAGUUCUCACUAACAAGGAUUAAACUAAUUUGUGACAAAUGCUGUGUCUCAAAUCGUGUACAUCCGUCAGUACACUUCUAUGUAGUACACUAUGUGCACUAUGUACUUAUUGGCGUAGUGCGAAAAUUUCGACAGGGUAGUGUUGUCUCAAACCAAACACGGCCGUUGUGCGCUCAGCGGAAAUGACGACCGCAGCUGUUAGCUAGUUAGCAAACUAGCAUUAGCAUUGGCGUUAUCGUUCGCGGUACCAAAUCAUUACAGACAGCUAAAUUAACCCAAUAAACAUACUGCUGGCUUAUACCCGACAACAGUAUAGUGGUGCUGAGUGCAAAAAACACAUGUAUUUGUACAAUGCAGCGACGCCAUUUCCAGUUUGAAAAGUGGUCCCUCCCCUUCCGCUACGUAGCCAAGAUGGCGACCACUGAGGGCGAGAAGUGUCCAUAGUUCCACACUAAACUUCUUGACCGUUUUGAGUGCACCAUCCGGGUACUGACAGUGCACUGCAUUUUUACAUGCUUCUCAGUGUGAACGCACUUAUGCACUCAAAAUAUUAAGUGUAAGUACAGAAGUACACGAUUUGAGACACAGUGCAAAUUCUGAGAGACGUAAGUGUUUUGUGUGCAUAUAAAGUCCUAGAUCUUUUACUUAAACCUGUGAAAAAUGGGAGCGAAAACAAAAAUGUUGCGUUUAAAUUUUUUGUUCAGUGUAUUUUAAAAAUUCUUUAAUUAAAAUACAUGUAAAUGUGUGGUAUAAUUAUUGGUGGAAGAAGUAUUCAGAUCGUUUACUGAUGUAAAAGUACGAAUACCACCGUUUAAAAAUACUGUUACAAGUGUUUAAGAUCUGACUAAAUCAAAGUAAAUACGUAUAAGCAUUUCAAUACAUUUAAAGUACCAAAAGUACUGCAAAAUGGCUCAUUUCAGAAAUAUACAUGUAUUUUUUAUGACUGGAAAAUAAUUAUUGAUGCAUUCAUGUUACAGCAACUUUAUAAUCUGCUGGGUCGCUUAAUCUUAAAUAAUUGUAUUUAUUUAAUUUAUACCUGAAUUAUAUCUUGUGUUAAUAAUCUUAAUCUGCAAAGUAACUAAAUGUAGUGGAGUAAAAAGUACAAUAUUUGCCUCCACAAUGUAGUUGAGUAGAGUUAUAAAGUUGCACAAUAUAGAAAUACUAAAAUAAACUACAAGUCAGUGUACUUAGUUACUUUCCAUCCCUGGAUGUAAUUGUAUUUUUAUUCAUUUAUUCAUUUUCCGUACCUGCUUAUCCCGGUGGGGGUUGUGGGGAGCUGGAGCCUAUCCCAGCUGACAUUGGGAGAGAGGCGGGGUACACCCUGGACAGUUUAGAGUCACCAGUUAACCUGCAUGUCUUUGGACUGUGGGAGGAAGCUGGAGCACCUGGAGAAAACUAAUGCUGUCAUGGGGAGAACAUGCAGACUCUGCACAGAGGGGCUCCCCCACCACAGAGUUCGAACCAGCAACCCUCUUGCUGUGAGGCAACAAUGCUAACCACUGUACCGUUUCUUCCUCUCUGUCAUAACUUCUCAUUGCAAGUUUCCAGCAGCACAGACGCAUGAGUUUGUUUGAUGUGACUGUUUUGCGACUCUCAGAAAAAAACAUGCCGACAUCAACAAGAUAUCUGUGAGCUCGGAGGCAUUCUGAUGGAUCGGAAAAUUUGGAACCAGUUCUCAACUGGAACUGGUUUUCCAUUCCCAUCCCUGCUGAUUAAGCACGAGAUAUAUGCUUCAUUUGCACAGCAUUAAUUAAAUCCACACCUGUGCUAUGGAAACCGGUUUAGAUUCACGCUGUUUGUGUUACAGUCUCCUGCAGGCCUCCUAAAGAGCACGUUUCUUAGGUAAACUCAGCUGUAGACCUCUUGGACCGUCUUGUUUUGGUAGGAUGUCAUAGAUACUUUAGAACUUAAUAAUUUUUAUGGUAAUACUUCAGAAAGUUAGAUGCCUGUUUUACGUCAGUAGUUAUUGCUUUGGCUGUGUAGGGUCGUUUAUAGGCUGCUGUCUGUAUUUUAUACAACAUGUCAGACUCUGACAUUGAAGCCACGUGUGAAGGGGUAAUGACUUUUUUUUAAAAAAAAUUUUAUCUGUGAACAAGCGAGGUCAUCUCUACAAACCAGCAGCUCUUCAUUCAGCCUUUUCUGAAAUAUUCAGAAUAUGUCAUUAUAGAAACUUACUGAAGCAGUAAUGUCAUUCCAGCGGGCUGCGUGGAGGCUCAUGAAGGGCACUGUUCAGAGGACGAGGGACGUUCACUGCACAAAAUGUGUGUCAGGACUAAAGGGUACUUUUUUAUUAUUUUGCUGCCAUGCUAACUUGAAUGAGUUAAUAUUGUUUACAGUCGUGUUUUCUAUUAAUGAAUGUUUAUUGACACUUAUUUGCACGUUUUGAAGACUGAUGUACAGCUUCACUUGAUUUUAACGUGUCACAUAGGCAUUAUAUAUGUACUGUAAUACAUCUGUUGGCAUUCCCCUGACACUUAUGAUUCAAUGAUGACUGAUUUUCUUUACAUUUGUUGUCUUAUAUUUUGUUUGCUGUCUGCACUACCACUUUUUGAGAGGAAACAAGUUAAAGGGAGUCUCAGUUUCUGUAUAGGAGGAAUUUGUACAGGUUUUUACCCUCAAGUACUGAAUCUUUUCUGUGAGGAUGCUACCUUCUGAAUGGAAGUACAUGUCGGUCAAAUAAACUGGAAAAAUAUGCUGAGAUUAAUAA